AUGCGGAUUGCGUGCGGCACGGGAGUCCGGCCCGCUCGGAAGCUUCGUCGGGUCAUCGCUCGGAACACGAUAUCCGGGAUCCCAACGAUCUGUACUUUCACGUUGGAACCCCGCCAAGUCCUAGCACCGACUCGGAAUCCUCACCGACGCACUCGGAGCUCCACACCCAAGCUUCAUCCGAUUUCGAAUGAUUUCACCCUUCACAGUCACUCAUUUUGCCAACUCAUCCUCAACUCGCACCUGUAUCUCAUUCCCAAGCCAAACGACCAGCGCACCCUCAAUCCCUUGCCUAGGCACAAAGACGACCGUGGAUCUCUCCAACUGCUGACCUCGUCGACCAACCUGGAUCAAACGCGCGCAAAGAAAGUAAAGAAAGAGCAAAUUAGACCCCGACCGACCGUACCUCCUCCUCAAGCAUCCACAAACGUCCUUCUCUUAGUCACGCUCCUCAGGAAGCUUGGAGCCAACUUCCUCUCAUGA
Messenger RNA from Puccinia triticina, 480 nucleotides. RefSeq lists its product as uncharacterized. The record is from RefSeq and is a predicted model, not a curated record. NCBI's taxonomy places the organism in Eukaryota, Fungi, Basidiomycota, Pucciniomycetes, Pucciniales, Pucciniaceae. The coding region runs from base 1 to 480 and encodes 159 amino acids. The transcript has a single exon.